Molecule: messenger RNA, 2755 nt
Organism: Oncorhynchus kisutch (coho salmon)
Lineage: Eukaryota; Metazoa; Chordata; Actinopteri; Salmoniformes; Salmonidae
Product: protein SFI1 homolog
Exons: 10
Coding region: 937-2700 (587 amino acids)
Source: RefSeq, a predicted model, not a curated record
AGAUAGUUUCAUAGAAGUGUGCUGAGGACUGAACAUUGAGGGACUCCAGCUUCUGGGGUGAAUGGUGGCUGUGGAAACCUUGGCUGUUUUGGAGGAAGCUUGGGAUGAUAUUUCUGAUUGAGUGCAGGAGUUGGAGGUUGUCUGCUAGUUUGUGGCACAAAAUUAUCCUUUUGACCAGUGUGAUUUAUAUACUUCAAUGUGCAGGACCAGCAGCUGCUGUGGGAGGAUAUGCAAAUAAAAUAUGAACUGCCAUUGGUCUAUUAUAAUCAGAUCAGAUUAGUACGUAAUGGUCUGGGCCAAAACUCAACCCACCCAAGACGUGCAGAAAUUUCAGCCGUUUAUUAUUUUUAAUUUUUAACAGCUCUUACAGAAAUUAGAGCGUUAUUAUAAUUUUCACAAUUUGAGUGUAAUUUCGAGCCUCUGCACAGCCCUAUUUCCAAAUAAAUCAAAGACAUAUCAGACGCAAUGAUUGUUCAGUUGGAAGUGCAAAGAAACAUUUACGAUCUCUCUUGCUUUUGCUUGUCAUUGCCUAAAGUGAAACCACAAGAUGAAUGGGGAAGCUCUCAUGCCGCGUUCAAGACAACUCAGAAAUGUCCAACUUGGAAACUCAUUGUAGAAAGAUGAGGUCCACGUUUCCCACUUGGAAAGUAUCAGAAUCAACUAAUAGUAAGCUCAGUGCAAAAAACAUAUGCACAUUUUAACUGAGGCUUUGCAGAUGGGUGUACCUAAUAAACUGGCCACUGAGUGUAUAUCUGGUGUCAUUUCAUGGGGACUGAGGAAUACGGAGUGUUGCUGGCCCAUUCCAUUGGCCCCAAUGCAAUACAUUGUAUUUGAAUUACAUAUUGGUUUCUAGAGCAAACAAGUCUUUGUGCCGAGGUGAAAGUGGCAUUAGAAGUACUCGGUAGGGUCUGUAGAAUCUAUAUAUGGUUUUAUUUCAUGGGGUACUGGGGUCUAGAUGGCACAUCUAGGGCCACCGUGAUGUCAAUCAUCUCUACUUCAUUUGAGUGUUAUUUCCUUUUUCUUGUGGAAAAAUGUCAAUGCCUUACAUUUUCCAGUUGUUUCGGUCUUCUACUCAGACUACUGCAGCGAUGGCACGCCCAGGCCCAACGCAGCGCCAGAGAGCAGAGUGCCAUCAUAGCCAUGAAGACGCAGAGGCACAGAAGAACACUGCUUGCGGCUUUUACUUCCUGGAAGGAGCGUUUCCUCUACCAGCAGAGCUUAGCCAGGGCAGCAGCACGCCACUGGAGACAGAGGGCACUCGAAAGCAAGGCAGCCAGCCACCGCGUCACCUGUCUGACCUGGUAUUCCUUGACCCGGUGGAGAUGGGCGCUGCACAGACGGAGAGACAGGUGCCAGCGGGCGAGGGUGCUGGGCAGGGAGUGGGCGCGGCGCGCCAAGCAGAGCGUGGAUGACCAGGAGAGGGCGACGGAGCUCCUUCAGCAGAGACAGAGGAGAGACGUCGCAGAGAGGUUCUACUACUGGAUCACAGCCCAUCAGUCCUCACUGACCAGUUUGGUAUUCCACAACCAGACUCUGUGCAAGAGGGUUUUCCAGAGCUGGCAAGCCUACACCGGCCCUACACUAGCACGUAAGCACAAAGGUGCCAGGUUCCAUCUUGGCAGAGCCAGGAGGCUGGUGGCCCUGUGUUUUACCCACUGGAGGAGUGAGCUGGAGCAGGCUCGAAACAGACUGAAGGUCCUGGAGCAGAGACUGAAACACAUACACUUCAAACUCACUGCUGUCACCAUGAACCACUGGAGAACGGCCACUAGAGGGUGCAUAGCGCUCAAACACUUCAACAGAGGGACAAUACGUCAGUGUUUUGAUCACUGGAGGGAGAGGACACGCACAUCCAGAGCAGUCACUAUACUGUGUGUACAGAGAGAGAGGAGAGGGGCACGUGAAGUUCUGCUAUGCUGGUGGAAGUGGACUAAAGAGUCUAGAUGCCAGAGGCAGAUGGAGGAGGCAGUGUGGCUGUGGCUGGAGGGUCGCAGAGUGACCAGAGCCUUUCAACUGUGGCUCAGAGUCCACCAUCGCCACCAAGAGGCCUCACGGCUGGGACGGGCUCACCUAAUGCGCAGGUCUUUUCGGGUCUGGCGAAGGGUAGUGACGGAGAGCCUGUCAACUUUUCAGAAGGCGGAGUCACGGCUACGCACCCACCAGACCCAAUCAGCUUUCAGUGUCUGGAGGAGGCGCACCGUGUCCCAUAAUCUCUUAAGUGACCUGGUCCAGAGAACAAAAUCCAGGCAGAGGAGUCGUCUGCUGAGAUCAUCACUCCACACCUGGCACCAAGAGGUCCAGUUGCGUAAAAGACGAUCUCUACACCUCUCACAGAAGUACUUUGCCUGUUGGGUGAACAGAAUUGGCAUCAGACACAUUGAAAGGAAGAAUCAGUUGGAGGCUAGACUGAGGGAGUGUCUACGGCGGUGGCGUUUAGGUGUGCUGCUGAAAAGAGCUCGGAGGAGACUCACCCAGGUGUUGUGGGUCAGCUGGAGAGACCAGACCGCUGCUGCACUCCUACUCAAGACCCUGCACACUGACCGACUGCAGCAGUGGGCGUGGCUGACAUGGAGGAAGAGACACAUCAGAACCCGGGUGUCUGAGACCUUUGCCGCGCAACUGGACCAAGCCCUCAUUGCGCAGGUGUUCAACAUGUGGCGGCAGAAGCAUGCUCUUCGCUCCACAGCGACCGACACGUGACCUACGGUAUAGGGAGAAGUAGCUGUCCUCUGCUCCGUCAACCCUUGACCUCUCC